Messenger RNA from Aureobasidium musti, 600 nucleotides. NCBI's taxonomy places the organism in Eukaryota, Fungi, Ascomycota, Dothideomycetes, Dothideales, Saccotheciaceae. The record is from the annotation of a GenBank genome assembly.
AUGAAGUUCACCAUCACCAACACCAUCAGUCUCUUGGCCGCUGCCUCCACCACCCUGGCAGCACCCCUCGAGGCUCGCCACGACCCCGCCAAGCCUUUCACUCUCGAUAUCUCCUUCAGCAACAGCCCUCUCAGUGGCCCCAUCCAAGCCUCUGGUGGCUCUUUCUGGAUCGGCAAGAAUGCAACAACCUCCUGCCCCUCAUCCGUAAACCCCAACUGCCCAGCCGGCAACACCACAUCCUUCACCUCCUCAGGAAACGGCCUUCUCCACCUCAACACCGAAGUGCCCGGCGGCCAACAAGUCUACAUCCGCCCCGACGGUCUGCUCACCUACACCCAAGCCCACUCAGCCUCCACACCUUCCGGCUCCACCUUCUCAGGCUUUGAGAUCUCGUCUACGAACCAACUUGCCAAGUUCUACAACUUUUGGUUGUGCAGUGAGGAUGCCACUGACAAGGCUUACCGUAUCUGGCUGCAGUACCGUAGCGACAAGGGCGUUAUUACUCAAAACGGAAAGACUGGAAGCAAUGCGUGUACGCAAGUUAAUCUUNUGGCAAGUGACGUGAAGAAGGAGGGGCCUGCUGCUUGGCAGUACAACUAG